UGUCAUGAGAGCCGCGGCCGCGGCCCUGGCGCUAGGCGCAGGAGGCCGGGGCUGCUCCUCGGCGGCCGCCGCCGCUGCGGCUCGGGGGUGCGGACCGGCCGUGGACGGCGGAGGAGGCGCCACCUGAGCUCCGCAAGGCGCUGCCGAGGGGAGGCGCAGGGCCCUGGGGACCGUGCAGGCGCCGAGGUCCGGGCGGGCCUUCGGUCCUGACAGCCCAGCGCCCAGGAUGCCCCACAAGAUUGGCUUCGUUGUCGUCAGCUCGUCUGGACAUGAAGAUGGCUUCAGUGCCCGGGAACUGAUGAUUCACGCACCAACCGUCAGCGGGUGGAGGUCACCGAGAUUUUGCCAGUUUCCACAAGAAAUCGUCCUUCAGAUGGUGGAGAGGUGUCGAAUCAGGAAGCUGCAGCUGCUUGCCCACCAGUACAUGAUCCCAAGUAAAGUGGAGUUCUACAUCAGCGAGAGCCUGCCCGAGUACUUUGUGCCCUACCAGGCGGAGCGGUUCCGGAGACUUGGCUACAUCUCUCUCUGUGACAAUGAGAAGACAGGCUGCAAAGCCCGGGAGCUGAAGUCCGUCUACGUGGAUGCAGUAGGACAGUUCCUGAAGCUGAUUUUUCACGAGAACCACGUCAACAAGUACAACAUAUACAAUCAGGUUGCUCUGGUUGCAGUAAAUAUCAUUGGAGACCCUGCAGAUUUCAGUGAUGAAAGCAAUAUCACCUCUAGAGAGAAGCUGAUUGAUCAUUAUCUGGGGCACAACAGUGAGGACCCAGCUCUGGAAGGAACUUGUACUGGGAAAUCUGACUAUAUUUCUCCACUAGAUGACUUAGCUUUUGAUAUGUACCAAGAUCCAGAAGUUGCCCAGAUUAUACGUAAAUUAGAUGAAAGAAAACGUGAAGCUGUCCAAAAGGAACGUUACGACUAUGCCAAGAAGCUAAAACAAGCUAUUGCUGAUUUGCAAAAGGUCGGAGAGCGGCUCGGGCGGUACGAGGUGGAGAAGCGCUGUGCGGUGGAGAAGGAGGACUAUGACCUGGCCAAGGAGAAGAAGCAGCAGAUGGAGCAGUUCCGAAGCCAGGUGUAUGAGCAGCUGCAGCUACACAGCCUGGUGGACCCCGAGCCGGUGCGAAGGCCUUCCGACCUGCCCCUCCAGCCCCUUGCUCACUCUGCCAGUCCUCGCCACCAACAGCCAGUGCCGUCCCUCCCGCAAGAAGACAGGGCGCCAGAAAGCCAGUUUGCAGAGCCUUUCCUUCAGGAAAAGCCUCCAGCGCAUGCCCUGGGCCCUUCUCAGCACUCCACAGUGGACCUGUCACCACGCGCCACAGACCUUCAUCUCAAGACCCACGUAGGUAACUCGGUUUCAGAUUGUGUGCGGUUUAUUCAGCAGACACAUGCGGAGGACCCACAUGGUGCCAAGGCUUUCCCCGUGCAGGGGAUGGAUCAGGGCACACAGCCGCAGAGCCUUCCUGCCCAGAUGUUCCAGCAGCUCCAGUCCGUGCCCUAUGACGAGCGGCCCCUCCCUGCCUCGCGGAAGCAGCCAGCAGUGGCCCUGGAGCCAGAAAAGAGUGACAGUGAUGUCAGCGAGGCUCCCAGAGGAGGUGCGGCUGGAGAGCCGGAGCCCUUGACAGAGAAGGCCCUGAGGGAGGCCGGCCCCGCCGUGGACGUGCUGGGAGAGAGCCUGGUCGCCGGGGCCUAUUCCAAGACAUGGUCGUACCGGGAGGACGCGCUGCUUGCCCUGUAUAAGCGACUGAUGGAGACGCCUGCUGGAACCCCGAAGGAAGAGCUGAAGAGCAUGCUGCGCGCAUCUAUCUUUCUCGUGAGAAGAGCCCUCAGAGACAUAGUGACCCCGGUUUUUCAGGCUUCUUUGAAAUUGUUGAAAAUGAUAAUUACGCAAUAUAUUCCUAAACACAAACUGAGUAAGCUUGAAACCGCUCACUGUGUGGAAAGAACCAUCCCCAUCCUGCUCACCAGGACUGGAGACUCUUCUGCUCGCCUCCGAGUCAUAGCUUCAAACUUUAUUCAGGAAAUGGCCUUGUUCAAAGAAGUUAGGUCUCUCCAAAUUAUUCCAUCUUACCUGGUGCAGCCAUUAAAAGCCAACUCUUCGAAUCAUCUGGCGAUGAGUCAGAUAGGCCUCCUGGCCCGGCUUCUGAAAGACCUGGGCACCAGGGGCACGGGCUUCACCAUCGAUAACGUGAUGAAGUUUUCAGUGAGCACCCUGGAGCACAGAGUGUAUGAGGUUCGCGAGACAGCGGUUAGAGUUAUUUUGGACAUGUAUAAACAGCACCGGGCUUUUAUUCUAGAGUACCUCCCUCCCGACGACAACAGCAUACGCAAGAAUGUUCUCUAUAAAACAAUUUUUGAGGGAUUUGCUAAAAUAGAUGGCAGACCUACAGAAGCUGAAAUUAGGGCACAGAAGAAAGCAGCUACAGAAGAAGCAGAAAAACGAAAGAAAGAAGAAAUUAAAGCUUUACAAGGGCAGUUGGCCGCACUCAAGGACAUUCAGGCCGAAGCCCAGGGGAAAGAAGGCCCCUCGGUGGAGGCGGAGAGUCAGGACACACAAGGAGGGAAAGCAGCACCCCCGCCAGCUCCAGAAGUCCCAGAUAAUCACUAUUUGGAUAAUUUGUGUAUCUUCUGUGGGGAAAGGAGUGAGUCCUUCACAGAAGAGGGGCUGGACCUGCACUACUGGAAGCAAUGUCUCAUGCUGACGAGGUGCGCCCACUGCAAACAGGUGGUGGAGAUCUCCAGCCUGACGGAGCACUUGCUGACAGAAUGCGACAAGAAAGAUGGGUUUGGAAAGUGUUACCGCUGCAGCGAGGCUGUUCUGAAGGAAGAGCUGCCCAGACACAUAAAAACGAAGGAGUGUAACCCUGCCAAACCAGAGAAGCUGGCAAACCGGUGCCCUCUGUGCCAUGAGAACUUCUCCCCUGGAGAGGAGGCGUGGAAAGCUCACCUCAUGGGCCCCGCUGGCUGCACAAUGAACCUGCGUAAGACCCACGUGCUGCCCAAGGCUCCUGUUCUGCUGCCGGCAGGUAAAGGCCCAGCCACGGCCAAAUCGGGGCCCUCAGGAUCAAAGGUUGGAAGCAAGAUCCCAACCCCGAAGGGACUGAGCAAAAGCUCUGGCAGGACGUACACAAAGCAGUGACAGGACACGCGUUCUGUCUCCUUUGUCCCCACAAGGGACAGAGCAAGUUUCCUGACUGUGAACCAUCUCGCCUAAAACCUGUCCUUGGACAUGGUGACCCGUCCACCGCCGCCGCUGUCCCCCCGCCCUCGGCCCCACCCGUCCUUAGCUGUCGCGCCCGCUGCACAGCCGACCGAAGAACCUGCAUCCCGGGGCUAGGACCAAACCCCCCGCGGCUUCCAGCAGCCAGGCGUCCGACCUCCCAGCCCAGUGGGGACAGAAGAGCAUCAGCGUGUUUGAAGGGCACCGACAGCCUCGCCCGGGUGGGUCAGGCUGCGGAAGGUGUAGUGUGAGCACAGCGCUCUCCCUCACGGGCUCGCCGUCGUUCCCGUAAAGGCUUCACUGUGAGCCUGGUGCAUGUUGGUCCCCCUCGCCCGUGUGGCAGCACGCCCUCCGGGCCUUGGCGCCCCGGCAGUGGGAACCGGCCGGGCGGGAGAGACGGCGUGCGCGAGGCUCUUCGGGCGCCCUCCCCCGCCCCUGCCCGGCGCACCGUCUCACCCGUGUCCGCGGGCCCGCGCUCCGCCCUCUCACAGGCCACGGCGCGUGGCUCCGCCCGCGGCACUCGUGAGGAGCGCCGGGGCCCGUGAGGAACGUGGGGUCCGCGGCAGUCCCCCCGGCUCCGAGUCAGGGCUGUGCUCAGGGCGCUCACGUCCCCUACACGUGGGCAGCCCCCAGACAGAAUUAUGAAGGGACUGUCCCCUAAUUGUGCUGAGCUCACCUGACCACCUCGGUCGAGCAACCCUGUCCUCAGCCCUAGAGGCAGAUGUGGCAUUGCGGACGCUGGCACGGAGUAGCUUCUGCUUCAUGUACAUCACAAGCGAGCCUCCAGCCCAGACCGCAGAGCGUCUGCCUCGGGCCUGUCGUGCUGCCCCUCACACAUCUACGCUGGAAUUGGGACCGUAAGUUGGUCCUGGGAUGCCCCGAACACCAAACACCACUUCAAAUGAGGAACCCAGACCUCGCUCCUGGCCAGCCAUCGGGCCCCCCGGGCAGUGGGCCCGCGCACGUCCCCUGCAGGCGGCUGUGGCAACCAGCCCGUGUGCGUCAGCAGUCUGCUGGGAGGCGCCCCGGUGUGUCCCCCCGCGCAGGGCUGUACUCCCCGCCGCCGAGCUUCCCCGGGGACCCGAGGCAGCUCGCCCUUCCUUUCCCACCGUGCGGCCUCACGAGCGUCAGCAGGCUCUCCAAACACCAGCGAGAACUGGGUGCAGUGGAUGAAAUGUGGACUAUAUGAUUAGUGCGUAAGUAUUCUGAGUUCCCAACCGUGUGAGACAGCAAAGUGUAUUUUAGAAGACCCCUAACAGCUGUUUGAGUGGUGUACUCCCUGAGGACGUUCGUGACUGUGAAUUUGCACGACUCUCUCCAUCCUGGGCGAACUAAUACCUUCUCAUACACAGCAAGAAUAAGACUGAGAGAAUUACCUUUAAAAACAAUAACCAAUUGAAAAAUAAAAAGUAUAUGGGGAGAAAUAACAUAAACCUUCAGUGGACAGAGCAGAGUGCAGAUGCCAACCGAUGACCCACGAGCCUUCCUGGCCUGGGAACAGCAGCUCAACCUGCCGGCCCGUCCUCCGCGUGCAGACCAGCCGCUUCCGUAACCAGAGCAGUGGUGACACGGGUUAGUGAAGGAACCAUUCCUUCCUCUCCGAUCAAAACUUUCAAAUAUCUGUGUCCUAUUUUCUAUGUAUUAUAACAUGUAACUUAAAAAAAUAUUUGUAAAAAUACUUAAUUUUAGUGAUUGACCAAAUCGGGUGCAUUUAAGACCAAUUAGCGUUGUUGGUUACGGAAGAAUCGUGCAUUUAUGUUGAAAUGAUCCCUAGCAGUAACUUGUGGCCACUGAAAGCCUUACAGAGUUAGAGACUAUUAAGGAACCACAAAUAAAAGAUAAAAAAUUUGGAAGGAACUGUAAGAUCCCUUGGCCAUUUAUAAACAAAUAUGUAAAUUUGGAACAGGAAUUAAUAAUUGACUUUUCAUUACUGAAUAUGUUGUGGAUAUUUAACUAUUUAUUUCUAUUAUUUUCAUAUUUCAGAAUAUUUUAUCAAGCUAAUUUAAAAAAAUGUGUAUAAAUUUGGCAUCAGAAUACACAUGUAAAUACUUUUAAUGAAAAUUUGCAACUUUUUAAUGUUUUAACAUAGUUUUCUAUUUGUCUUUAUUUCGGGUACCAGAAUUAUAAUAUCUAACUAAUAUAUUUUUGUUGUUACUUCUGGGGCUAGGGGUCACUUCACCCUGAGCAUAUGAACAUAAUAAAAAGAUCACUAAAAGAG
Callorhinus ursinus (northern fur seal) is the source of this 5435-nucleotide messenger RNA. The record is from RefSeq and is a predicted model, not a curated record. NCBI's taxonomy places the organism in Eukaryota, Metazoa, Chordata, Mammalia, Carnivora, Otariidae.